Messenger RNA from Necator americanus (New World hookworm), 807 nucleotides. RefSeq lists its product as uncharacterized. The record is from RefSeq and is a predicted model, not a curated record. NCBI's taxonomy places the organism in Eukaryota, Metazoa, Nematoda, Chromadorea, Rhabditida, Ancylostomatidae. Bases 1 to 807 code for a protein of 268 amino acids. The transcript has 8 exons.
AUGACUCAUUUCGGUUAUCUGCCAGUUAAAGGCAGCGCACCACGCGGUGUUGGGAAUUCAAGAACAGAUAGCGGGAUUUUUAUAAUUUUCAUCGCAUCCAAAGUUAUACAUGCAUAUUAUUGUCGAAAAGGUGAUCUGAUAAUCCCGCGGAAAGAAAAUGAAGUUUGCACAUUUUCUCAACAUAUUGCUGAUGACUGCACUUUUUCACAUAUGCCGAUGCGUGGAAUAAGAAACUACUCAAUGCCAGAAAAUCCGGAAGAGGGUGCACAUUGCAUUUUCAAAAAUUCCACAUUAACAUGCGCUUGCUUUGAUGAUAUGUGUAAUAAUAAAAGGGAACAGGUAAAGGAAAUAAUAAGAAGGAGACUAGAAGUGUCUUCAAACACUCUUUGUUUUGAAUCUGAUGUAGAAAUCAAGAAAUGUGAACGAUUAUUAACAUGCUUUUUGUCAAGUACAGAUCCGUCAGUGCUAGAGGAUCAGCAGAGGCGAUUGCACACGGUAGAAAGUGGAUCACAUCAAAAUGAUACAGUUCAGAAGAAGAAAGAUGCCGUUGCAAAAAUCGUUGUAAGAUAUGCAUAUCGCCACCGAGAGGAAAGCUUUCUUUUCAUCUCGAUGGUGUUCUUGUUGAUGGUGGGGCAUUUCGUUCUGAUUAUUAUCUUGAUUGUUGUGCUCUAUCGUUCUCAAGAGAAAAAUGCCCCUGCGCCUGAAAGUAGUAGACAUGAAACGACCACAACCAAUCCGAAAAAAGAGAUCAAAGAAGAAGAUGUUGAAUUGGGAAGAGUUUACAACCGAACGAAAUUUUCGAUAUAG